AUGCCGAUGAUUAUGACCAAAUCACUGGGCGAAGUGGCAGAAGUAAUAGUUUUAAGACCGGAGAAAGCGAUUAUCUGCAAGUGCCUGGACGAAAUCACGACAGUAGACGAGCUGAGAGGUGCACUAAAGGCACAGCGCAACUUGGGCACUGACCCUCAUGACGAUCCGGUUAAUGAAGCGUUACGGAGGAACACAGAUAUUCUACCGGUAACCGAUGCUGACAAGGCGCUGGAGGUAGACAAAGCUAUAGCUGGAUGGUUGAAAUGCCCAUUGAGAGCCGCCCCACAAAUGAAUAAGCAAGCGAAGAAAUGCUUUGGCCUUUGGACACUUCGCGGAGGCUUGAAAAGGGCCGAAUGGAUCCAGGAUCUGCUGGAAAUGAGGGGAGACGUGUUAUUUUGUGAGAGACUGCACGCAGAGACCGAAGGGCAUGAUUUGCACUCCAGAAGACGGAAACAACCAUCAGACGGAAAGAGAAAAACAGUAGGCUCUGUAUUUCCUUCUACUAUUUCUUCAUUAAAGUUAUUUGUCAUGUCAACGUUCAUCCAGGUAUGGUCGCAAUCAAGGAGGACUCAUUCCAUCGCCCGGGCGCGACACAAUUCCAAGAAGCUAAAACAGAGCACGGCCAUAUUCCUGGAUGCCACCAUUCGAUCCACCAACAUUCAAGCUAGAAAAUCUUUAAAGAUCCUCGAUGUUAUUGUCAACCGUACCGACCGAGAAAUUUUGCAAUGCAUUCCGGAGAUGCGCUCCAUCCUGGAAUGUUCCCUGAUCCUCGUACAGACGUACGUCGCUCAUCUAAAACUGCGCCACUCUUUCUUCGAUCGCUUCAAACGACAACCGUACGCCAACGCAAAGAAGUGUUUCCAAGCCCUCAUCCAUCUGUUGAUUCCGGAGAUGCAGGGCAUAGUAAUCGACACGAUUCUCAGCUUCCUACAACGCGAAAAUCUCUGGAAGGUUGAGUUCAUCUGCGUGGAAAUUCUGGUGAUGGUUUUGGAAUGCAAGAGUCCGGCUGCACUGCUGCUAUGCAAGAUGAUCGAUUACGUGGAAACUUUACUGACAAAGAAUGACGUAUCGCAAGCUCGGCACGCUGUGGUUGUCCUUCAGAACAUUAUACAGCCACAGUACUGGAGCAGUGUAGAGUACUGGAAUAUGUCGAAGCUUCUACGAUUCUACCACAGCAGCGCAAUAAUCGGAGAGUCAAAAAAUCAAAUUUACGAGUUGCGGCGAGGUUUUGAAAUCUGUCUGCGUAACUUGAUUAAAGUUCUUACCGGAGGGGAAUUGACAAAAUUGAUUACAACUAUGCUUCCGUUGACAUUCGACACAGAUCUACCGGACGAAGCCAUGCUAGAGUUUGGCAAAACUGUAGAGUACGCUGCAUCUACCUUGGUACUGACAGAAACAACGGUCCCCGAAGAACCCUAUAUAGUGGAAUACCUUCUCAUUCACAUCUGUUCAGAAUCACCCUCGAAAAGUCUCCUAGCCAGCCGAAUAUUCACCAAAAUGUUGGAUCGUGGCAACAACUUUCUCCAGUUCGGAAGCCCUCGAAUUUUUCAUGGUAACACGUUCUACGAAAUCGAUAUCAACCAGUACAAUUCAGCUCGCCGUGAAAUGUUCGAUAUUUACCGGGUAGAAUUUGAAGCUGCAAUAGUGUCCGCCUUCGAAUUACACAGCAAGCGACGAAUAAACCUGGACAUUCUAUACAACGUGAUGUGUAUGGUUCUGGUGGAAAUACCCUGCGGUCUCACUUCAUGUGCCAUUGUUUGUCUGCUGUUGAAGGUACAACGAAAGCUGCUCGAGUCACCGGAAACAUUUAACGACCAGCAGCAAACCAACUGCAUCCAUGCCACCAUCAUAAGCAUCAUGACGUUGAUAAACUGGAUCCACCGGGGACCAUCGCUAACGGCCUACAUCAACACGAUCCUCAAUCGCCGUUUCGAUCAUGCACCGCAUCUCAAUCCGCCUCUGCUGGAAAUCUACCAAUACGCACAGCAUCACAUCACCUGGAACGAUAGUAUUCUUUUCUUCGAUGCACUCGAGUUGAGAUAUGGUUUGUGGAAAUGUUUUCGAAUCCACGAGUCGAAGAAUCCUGCCCCGACACAGAUUUACUCUCGUUUGGGAGCUGCGCUGACCGGUGCAGGUAGCGAACGGAAACGUCGACGUCAAAAAACAGGAUUCUAUCGUAUUGGAUUGACUGCCCGUUGAAUAUUGUUAAUUGGGGGUUGAGUAAAUGAUUUUGGAACUCACCUCUUCGUUUUGCAUAAA
Topomyia yanbarensis is the source of this 2259-nucleotide messenger RNA. RefSeq lists its product as uncharacterized. The record is from RefSeq and is a predicted model, not a curated record. The transcript is spliced from 3 exons. Gene Ontology annotation, biological process: protein localization to plasma membrane. The coding region runs from base 1 to 2199 and encodes 732 amino acids. Gene Ontology annotation, cellular component: plasma membrane. NCBI's taxonomy places the organism in Eukaryota, Metazoa, Arthropoda, Insecta, Diptera, Culicidae.